Molecule: messenger RNA, 609 nt
Organism: Paramecium tetraurelia
Lineage: Eukaryota; Ciliophora; Oligohymenophorea; Peniculida; Parameciidae
Exons: 1
Biological process (GO): protein import into nucleus
Molecular function (GO): nuclear import signal receptor activity
Source: RefSeq, a predicted model, not a curated record
AUGAAUUCGGAAUUGUAAAUGAAGAGAGAACAGUUUAUGGUUCAAAUCAGAAAGCAGGCUCGCGAGGAGAUUUUCUCUAAGAAAAGACAGACGAGCCUCGGGUAGGAGGGGGAAGUGGUGGAGCGGUGCAAUCCCGACGAGAUAAUCAAUUUCAUAUAUCAGACUUAUUUGGAGUAGGAUUUCAAACAUUUAGCUCGGUUGUUGAAACAAUACAAUUUGAAUUACUUGAAAUUGUUGGAGGAGUAGAACAUUAAUGAUCUGCCCAUUCUGAAUCAAUUCAUCACUCACUUUAGCACCAAUGGCAAUAGUUUAAAAUUAUUCUUUGAUAUAAUUCGAAUGAGUGGCAUUCCCUUAGAAAUCAAUCUGACAUCGGAUAGGUUGAUGUGCAUAAUCCAAGUGUUGGUAAUCUUGAUCAAUUUCACCUAUUUGGAGAGGAAGGAUAUUGUGGAGAAUCUCUUGCAAAACGAUUUGAUCACUCUCUUAUUGAAGGAUUUGAUGAGUAGAAUGGUAUCACCUGAUAAAGUUCAGAUUCACUUUGAUAGAUGGUGUGAGAUUCUUGAGAGUGUAAUCAAUCUUUACUAUGAAUUUAUCAGAUUUGCCUAAUUUUGA